This is a messenger RNA of Neurospora tetraspora, 1128 nucleotides long. RefSeq lists its product as uncharacterized. The record is from RefSeq and is a predicted model, not a curated record. NCBI's taxonomy places the organism in Eukaryota, Fungi, Ascomycota, Sordariomycetes, Sordariales, Sordariaceae. Bases 1 to 1128 code for a protein of 375 amino acids. The transcript is spliced from 3 exons.
AUGGCCGAAAAACCGUCGGUCCUCAUCAUCGGUGGUCUCGGCUACAUUGGCCGUUUCCUCGCCCUUCACAUUCACAAGAACAACCUCGCUUCCGAAGUGCGCGUUGUCGACAAGGUCCUGCCCCAGCUUGCCUGGCUAGCGCCCGAGUUUGAGGAAGCGUGCGCGGGAUCCAAGUUCAUGCAGGCGGAUGCGAGCAGAGAGCAGUCUCUCCAACGGAUAUUUGACCGACCCAACGGAAAGCAAUGGGACUAUGUCUUCAACUGCGGCGGUGAGACGCGCUACUCACAGGAGGACGAGGUGUACAAGCUGCGCUCGCUCGAGCUGUCGCUAGCCGUGGGAAGGGAAGCCGCCAAGCGGGGUGUCAAGUGCUUUAUCGAGCUGAGCACGGGAAUGGUCUAUAAGCCGGACUCAUCGCCAAGCAAGGAGCAGGACAAGCUGAAGCCAUGGAGCAAGAUUGCCAUCUUUAAGCUGCAGGCCGAGGAGGAGCUGGCCAAGAUUCCAGGACUCAACCUCGUCAUCGUCCGUCUCUCCCACGUGUACGGCCCGUACGCGUCGCAAUGGGUCGCGACCGCCCUCUGCAUGGCGCGCGUCUACCAAGCCCUCGGGUCCGAGAUGAAGUGGCUGUGGAACAAGCACCUCUGCACCAACACGGUGCACAUCCACGACGUGACGCGCGCCCUCUGGCAGGUGGCCGAAUGGCACUCAGCCGGCAAGGCCAAGUGGGACUCGGCCAAGAUGGGCCCCACGCCGACCUUCAAUGUGGUCGACAAGGGUCACACGACGCAGGGGACCAUGGCGGACCUGAUCGGCGACGUGUUCGGCAUCAAGACGGGCUUCCAGGGCACCAUCAUCUCCCAAUUUGCCAAGAUCCACCUGCACGACGUGGUGGAGGACGUUAACGACGAGUUGCUAGGCCCUUGGGCCGGCCUGCUCGAGGACGCGGGGAUAACGAAGCCCGGGCCACUGACGCCCUUCAUGGAGGAGGAGCUGAUCAAGGAUACAGACUUAAGCAUGGACGGGUCGCGGCUGGAGGAGCUGGUCGGGUUCAAGUAUGAGAAACCCCAGAUCAACAAGGAGCUGUUGCAGGAGGUUAUCGAGAGCUAUAAGCGCAUGAAGUGGUGGCCUUAA